CCUAGUUGAAGACGGACCAGAGGAGAUUGUCAGAUUGCUCAACAGACUUAGCAACGUCCCUACGGCCUUCCUUCCUUCUGUCGUCCUCAGUUCCUCAUUUAUUGCAGAUGCGAAGAGGCAAGGCGAAGAACAAAUAUGCACUUUUCUAUACCUGAUACCCAGGAGUGCAAAGAAGACAACGGAAGCACCUAUGUAGCCUACAACAUCCACAUCAAUGGAGUAUUCCAUUGUACAAUGCGGUACAGGCAGCUCCAUAGCCUGCAUGAACAGCUCAAGAAGGACUUAGGGGGUUCCACCCUGCCCCCUUUUCCCCCAAAGAAACUCCUGCCCUUAUCUCCCACACAGACUGAAGAGCGCCGGGCCACCCUGGAAAAGUAUAUCCUGCAAUUAAGCCAGGACCCCAGAGUGCUCAAUAAUGACGUCUUCAAUGGAUUCCUUGUGUUUGCUCAAAAUGAAACCCAGCGGGCUGGAGGAGGGCAGGAUGAGGUGCCCAUUGAUAUUUAUCUCACAAGUGGCCAGAAGGUGACACUCACCAUCCCUGCCACACUGCAGACAGAUGACCUGCUGGAGAAAGUGUGCAAUCAGAUACAUCUGCCAAAUGAAAUGGUGUACUACUUUGCUCUUUUUCUUGUUAAGAAAGAAGAAAAUGACCUAAUUGUUGUAAAGCGGCUGCAAGACUUUGAGAGCCCCUAUAUUUCUCAGAGAUGCAUGAAAGGCCUGCAUAGAAUAAUGCUGAGGAAAAAUUACUGGGACCCAAGUAUUGAUCAGGAGGUGAUGGGUGACCGUGUGGGGCUGAACUUGCUGUAUAUGCAAACUGUUCAAGAUGUGGAGAGAGGAUGGAUUCUCACCAAUCAUGAGAUUCAAAGACAACUUGCUGCUCUCCAAGCUAAAGGAGCAAAGAAAGAGUACAUGGAGCUGGCAAGAACACUGAAAUACUAUGGGUACCUGCAGUUUCAGUCUUGUAUCUGUGACUUCCCUAAGCCUGGUACCUCAGUCCUCAUUAGUGCUGGAAAUAAGGAGCUUAAUUUCAGAAUAGAGUGUGAGGAUGAAUCAGUCAAAGAAGGCAACUUCAAGGUGACUCGAAUUAGGUGCUGGAGAAUUACGGUGCAACAACCAUGCAGUGAGGGAAGUCCCAGCAGCACCAGCAGGGAUGGAUGUGCCAGCCUUGAGGCAAGCCAGCAGGUCAACUUGGAGUUGUCAUUUGAAUAUCUGAUGAGUCGAGAGGAAAUGCGUUGGGUGCGAGUGAGCAGUCCCCAGGCAGUGCUGAUGUCCCUGUGUCUGCAGGGAAUGGUCAAUGAGCUGCUCUCACACAAGAGGGGACGGAAAGUGAGGACGCCCAAUGAGCGUGUGCGGAAGGGAAGCCUGUCCUAUGUGAGGCGAGAUGGAAGUAGCACUCAUGUCACCCUCAAUCACACAGGGGAGAACCUGCCUCAGGAGGGCAGCAGUCACGGCAGUAGCAGCAGCCAGUCUCCCAUCGGUGAGUUAUCACUGCGGCGCCUCAGUGAGCGCCUCAGUGACCCCCUAGACAACCGUCCGUCCUCGCCAGCCAGACCGAAUGGUCAGGCCGAGCACACCACAGUGGAGAAUGAUGCUUUCAACAUCAUGGGUGAUGACAAUUUGUAAUACAGUGUUUGUGUAAAAAGUUGAUGAUGGUAUUUUUGGUAAAAGAGAGUAGUUUACAGAAUACAGUGGGAAUAGUCAGAUUUGAUUUAUUUUUAAUUUUUAAUGGGAACACACUCUCACUGGCAUUGGGAAAAUUGCAAAGGGAAGUUAUAUUACCAAUGCAUUGAACUUACUUGGAAUUUGUAUUUCGGAAAUUAAAAAUUAUAUUUUUUAUGUUGCAAAGUAUCAUACUGAGAAAAAAUUUAGCGUAUAGAUUUAAUCUACUAAAUGUCAACAAAAUUUACAAAAUUCUGAUUUUCAUCCAGUUAUGCAAUACUUUUUAAUUAUCACUUGUGCAUAUCAUGGUUUCCAGUACAACACUGGAAACCUUUCAUAACAGCAGAGUACAUGGGAUCCUUUAUUUUAAAGUUGUCUAACCAUGCAA
Messenger RNA from Scylla paramamosain (green mud crab), 2047 nucleotides. It is a transcript of the gene Snx17, whose product is annotated as sorting nexin-17-like. The transcript has 11 exons. Gene Ontology annotation, cellular component: early endosome. Gene Ontology annotation, molecular function: phosphatidylinositol binding. Bases 136 to 1623 code for a protein of 495 amino acids. The record is from RefSeq and is a predicted model, not a curated record. Gene Ontology annotation, biological process: intracellular protein transport; endocytic recycling; signal transduction. NCBI's taxonomy places the organism in Eukaryota, Metazoa, Arthropoda, Malacostraca, Decapoda, Portunidae.